This is a messenger RNA of Daucus carota subsp. sativus, 828 nucleotides long. RefSeq lists its product as uncharacterized. The record is from RefSeq and is a predicted model, not a curated record. Lineage: Eukaryota; Viridiplantae; Streptophyta; Magnoliopsida; Apiales; Apiaceae. The coding region runs from base 26 to 712 and encodes 228 amino acids. The transcript has a single exon.
UAUUGACCAAACCAAUUUAUUAACAAUGCCUACCACGCCAAUAUUCUCCAUCAUUUCAUUACUCCUCAUAGCCACUCUUGUGCCGAUUGAAGCCGUCUACUACCAAGUCAAGAACAAUGGCACAGGCACACCUGGCGGAACCCGAUUCGACAACGAAAUCGGGAUCCCCUGGAGCGCUCACACCCUGAAGCACGCAUCAAAGUUCAUAUGGAGAAUUUUUCAUCAACAGAAUUUAGAUGAUAGAGCUAAGGUUGACAACAUCACAAUGAUAGUAGAAGACAGUGAAUAUAUCGCAUAUGAAGAAAAUAAUCAUAUUCACGUCGACACGAAAUAUAUAGCCAACUUCGUUGGAGAUAUUAAGGUUGAGAUCAAAGGAGUGUUGUAUCAUGAAACGACUCAUAUAUGGCAGUGGAAUGGGAAUGGGACUGCUCCGAGUGGACUAAUCGAAGGCGUGGCGGAUUACGUGAGACUGAAGUCUGGGCUAGCGCCACCGCAUUGGAGGAAAAGAGGGAUGGGCGUGAAUUGGGAUGAUGGAUAUGAUAUUACAGCGCAUUUUCUCGAGUACUGCAAUGGAUUGCGAGAUGGUUUCGUUGCUGAGCUCAAUGGGAAGAUGAAAUCUAGUUAUAGUGAGGACUAUUUCGUGCAGCUUCUAGGGAAAAAUGUGAAUGAUCUGUGGAUGGACUACAAAGCAAAAUAUAAUACUAAUAGCUAAGUAGUAUCUCAUGGAUUUUUAUCCUCUGUUGUCUCGGAACAGAACUGAUACUCAAUUGUAAAACACAUAAGGCUAAAUUAUCAAAAAAUAUAUAUUAUCACAUCCUUGUUAUUCAA